Messenger RNA from Plectropomus leopardus (leopard coralgrouper), 1820 nucleotides. RefSeq names its product kininogen 1 (gene kng1). Gene Ontology annotation, molecular function: cysteine-type endopeptidase inhibitor activity. Gene Ontology annotation, cellular component: blood microparticle; extracellular region. Gene Ontology annotation, biological process: positive regulation of cytosolic calcium ion concentration; negative regulation of endopeptidase activity; negative regulation of blood coagulation. Lineage: Eukaryota; Metazoa; Chordata; Actinopteri; Perciformes; Serranidae. The record is from RefSeq and is a predicted model, not a curated record.
CUUUUUCAGUAGAACUACACUCAGUCGCCCAUUCCUGUGUGGAGAGGAGUUGAAAGUUUCCUCUUAAAGCCCGGCAGCAUCAACAGGCAGGCCUCCCCUUCAAAAACUCAGAGUCAAACACUCAUCAGGAUCAGAUGAUGAGGAGCAGAGUGGGGCUGUGUUUGCUGGGCCUGCUGUGCCUCCACAGCUCAGUCUUCAGCCAAGAGGCUUUGGAAGUCCCGCCAGGCGUCCUGAUCUUCUGUGAUGACCCAUCUGUGACGAUGGCCGUCAACAGUGCUGUGAGCAAGUUCAAUGAGAGGCUGAGCACCGGACACAAGCUGGCCCUCUUUCAGAUACUAUCAGCCAGCAAGUCAGAGAAUGGCUCAGACUCGGUGUACUCGCUGCAGUUCACCUGCAGGAGGAGUAACUGUUCAGCUGGGAGCAACACACCCUGGACAGAGUGCAACUACCUGCCUCAGGGACGUAAGGAGCCAAUGUCAUGCAAUGCCACGGUCUACAUGACAGAGAAUGAUGCAGAAACUAGACAGGUGGAUUGCGUGCUCGAUGAUUACGUUGUUGCAGAGAGAGCGUCUUGUAUGGGCUGCCCUGAGCUGAUUAAUGUGAACUCAGAGGACCUCAGGGUUCCUGUUAGCAUGUCUCUCUCCAAGUAUAACUCCAUGUCCGACUCCACUCACCUGUUCACCCUGAACGAUAUUGGCCAUGCAACCAGACAGGUGGUUGCAGGUUUCAGGUUUAAGCUGAGGUUUGAUAUGAGGAAGACCAUCUGCGCCAAAGCUGAACACAAAGACCUCAAUGAACUUUGUGUCCCUGAUGAUCAGGAUAAGGAGUACGCUUACUGUAACUCUACUGUGGAUGUAGCACCGUGGAGACUUGAGACCCCGCAGACUAACAUAGAGUGUGAACCAGGAGCACUGCCUCCCUCGUUGUUCACCAGGCGCCGUCCUCCCGGCUGGUCUCCACUCAGGAAUUUUCUCUUUGACCGUCUUCCCGCAACCCCAACUCCAACCAAGGCUGCAGAAUCUUCUGAGGAAGACACCACAGCGCCCAAGCAGUCCACCCCGCCUGAUGUGGCUGCAGAAGCUGCAAACGACAGCCCCUUCCACUGCCCAUCCAAACCCUGGAAAGCUUUCAAUCAGCAGGCACCUCCGACUCAGGCAGAGGACGCCACCCCACAGCCCCCAGAGGAAGGGACCUUCAGUGAUUUAGACAUGCUGGGAUAAAAUUAUCCUUAAGGGAAACACAUUUAUAUAUAUAUAUAACAAAAUCUCACUUGUCACAGGCUUCCAGCAGAUUGUUUUUUCUUUUUUUUUAAAAAAAAAUUAUAGUCAAGUCCACUAGUUGUAUCACAGGGAUUUCUUUUAAGUAGAAACAUCUUCAGGGGUGUUUGCAGAUUUAAAACUGUAUGAGCAAAAGGUUAAUAAAAUAUACAGUUUAGAAGAAAAAGGAUCACUUUGACUCCUCAGAAAGCACUGGAAAAAGGGCUGAAAUGACGACAAAGCUCCAGACUGUUGUUGCAUUAAUUCGCUGGUUAUGCGCAAUAAAUCCCUGACAGUUUGAGUAAAUCAAAGUAAUGAGCUAUUAAGCGUCCUCGGUAUCAAUUCAUUAGAGAUCUAAGAAAAGACAAUUGGAAAUCUGUUAUUCUUUAAAGGGAAAUCUGCAAAAAAGAAAAAGUUUUUUUCUGUGUGCUGGUUUUUACAUGUGAAUAUUAAUGCAUCUUAUCAAGGACAAAUAAGAAAUAUACCGAAUUCACACUGUUUUCCCCCCUGAAACUGUGCACCAUGAUGUUCUUUAACAGGAAUAAACACAGAUUCAGUCCUUCA